Messenger RNA from Acromyrmex echinatior (Panamanian leafcutter ant), 2435 nucleotides. RefSeq names its product Acyl-CoA synthetase long-chain (gene Acsl). Gene Ontology annotation, biological process: long-chain fatty-acyl-CoA metabolic process; neuron differentiation; long-chain fatty acid metabolic process. NCBI's taxonomy places the organism in Eukaryota, Metazoa, Arthropoda, Insecta, Hymenoptera, Formicidae. Gene Ontology annotation, cellular component: lipid droplet; plasma membrane; endoplasmic reticulum. The record is from RefSeq and is a predicted model, not a curated record. Gene Ontology annotation, molecular function: palmitoyl-CoA ligase activity.
CGUGUGUCGCGGUGUGUCGGCGCAGCACGAAUUCAGUCGUUUGUCGAAACCUGCUUUCCGAUCUCCUCUUCUCGCUUUUACGCAACGGCACACUCGCGAGUGAGACGUGGUGGAGAAGUACGACGUAGAGAGCAGACGAUACGCGCGCACGGUAUACACGUCCACACCUACAUAUACGUGGACACCCACAUCAUUCUUCACACCGACACUCUUGAAUCGUGUAUAGUGAUAAUUUCCUCUCCCGAUCGCGCGGUGGGAAAAUCGUCGACGGCCGGCUGGAAGUGAUCUCGGUGAGCAGGAAAGUGACGAGGAGGAACCGCGGUCGUUUUGUCACGAAAUUCGUUAGAGAAAUGGAAGGUUUCUGGAUCUACGGCGCGAUCCACGCGAUCAAGGCUCUGUCGUACGUGUACGACUUGCUGACCUUCCCCGUGUAUCUCAUACUUCAGCGACCAUGGGAGAAGCGUAAGGCCUCCAGGAGGAUCAAGGCCCGUCCAAUCUCCAAAUAUGAUAACCAGAUCACUUACAGAAGCGUCGAUUCUCCCAAAUCGAUGCACAUCAUGCUCGAACGUGAAAAGGUUGAUACUCUGGAAAAGGUACUUCUUUGCGUUGUCAAAAUGUACGGCGAUAAGAAGUGUCUUGGUACCAGACAAAUCUUAGCAGAGGAAGAUGAGCCUCAACCUAAUGGCAGAAUCUUUAAAAAGUAUAAAAUGGGAGAGUACAAAUGGAAGUCAUUUAGCGAAGUCGAAAAGUUGGCCUCUUCCUUCGGCCGAGGUUUAGUAGAACUCGGUAUGAAGCCACGUAAUAAUAUUGUUAUCUUCGCCGAGACGAGAGCGGAAUGGAUGAUAGCAGCACAUGGAUGUUUCAAACAGAAUUUCACCGUGGUGACGAUAUACGCGACUUUAGGCGAUGAGGCUAUUGCUCAUGGUAUCAACGAAACCGAAGUAGAUACUGUCAUUACUAGCCAUGAACUUCUGCCAAAAUUCAAGCGUCUACUAAAUAUGAUACCGGAAGUAAAGAAAAUUAUCUAUAUGGAAGAUCAACUCAAACCGACUAGCACCAAAGGUUACAAGGAUGGAGUGCAAUUGUUACCCUUCGCCGAUGUUAUCAAAAUGGGCAAUAAGUCAACUGCGAGUGCUAACUCACCAAAAAAUGGUGAUACCGCUAUAAUCAUGUAUACGUCUGGUUCGACGGGAGUGCCGAAAGGUGUCCUUCUCUCUCACAAAAAUAUCAUUAGCACUCUAAAAGCAUUUUCCGAUGCUGUAGAGAUUAGAUCAGACGACGUUUUUCUCGGUUUCUUGCCAUUGGCCCAUGUCUUCGAACUGUUGGCCGAAAGUGUAUGUCUUUUAACUGGAGUGCCCAUCGGUUAUAGCUCACCGCUUACACUGAUUGAUUCGAGUAGUAAGAUUCAGAGGGGAUCGAAGGGUGAUGCUUCUGUCCUACAUCCAACUUGCUUAACUGCAGUACCGCUUAUUCUCGAUCGAAUUUCCAAAGGAAUAAACGAAAAAGUGAAGAAAUCUGGUCCAUUUAGACAAGCUAUUUUUAAUUUUGCAUAUGAAUACAAACUGAAAUGGACGAAACGAGGCUAUGAAACGCCUCUUUUCGACAAGUAUAUCUUCGGAGCCGCGAAGCAAGUACUUGGCGGUCGAGUUAGACUUGUGCUCUCUGGAGGCGCUCCGCUCAGCCCAGAUACUCAUAAUCAAGUGAAACUUUGUCUAUGCGUCACUGUAACUCAAGGAUAUGGACUCACAGAAACGACUUCUUGCGCAACCGUUAUGGACACGUACGAUAGAACUACCGGAAGAGUUGGAGCACCUACUACGGUUUGCGAUAUCCGGUUAGAGAAUUGGGAGGAAGCUGGUUAUCGAGUCAAAGAUCAUCCACAUCCCAGAGGAGAAAUCGUGAUCGGUGGAGAUAUAGUUUCUGCGGGUUACUAUAAAUUGCCGGAUAAAACGAAGGAAGACUUUUUCCAAGAGGAUGGCAGACAAUGGUUCCGAACAGGUGAUAUCGGCGAAAUUCAUGCAGAUGGUUCUAUCAAAAUUAUUGAUCGAAAGAAGGACUUGGUUAAAUUACAACUCGGCGAGUACGUUUCUUUGGGUAAAGUUGAGGCCGAAUUAAAGACUUGUCCUGUCGUAGAAAACGUAUGUGUCUAUGGCGAUGCGAAUAAAGCGUACACAGUGGCAUUGGUUGUACCUAACCAGCAUUAUUUAGAAGAAAUUGCUAGUAAUUUAGGCAUAUUUGGAAAGAAUCUCGAGGAACUUUGUAACAAUCCACAGAUCGAGAAAGCGGUACUUCAAGAACUUGUUGAGCAAGCGAGGAAAUGUAAGCUCCAAAGGUUUGAAAUACCCGGUGCGGUGAAGUUGUGUGCAGAACAAUGGUCACCCGAUAUGGGUCUGGUCACUGCGGCAUUCAAACUCAAGAGGAAAGUUCCGCCAUAG